Phytomonas sp. Hart1 is the source of this 959-nucleotide messenger RNA. Lineage: Eukaryota; Euglenozoa; Kinetoplastea; Trypanosomatida; Trypanosomatidae. The record is from the annotation of a GenBank genome assembly.
UUAUUCGGUGUGGAAACAAGGAAGUGUCGCUUAAACCAACCACUAUUCUGCUAGAAGGGGAUUUUAAUUUUUACGGUGACAGGUAAUUCGUUGCCGUCAUACACCCUCUCGUAAAGUGCUAAUAAGAUAUAUCAUACUAAUAAUCAUUAUAAACGCAAUAAACUAAAGUAAAUAGUAGCUUCUGAUAGUAUACUAUUGCAAUGGGACGUGUCAAGGUAACACCGAAAGGGAAAGUAAAGAAGAACAUCCCCAUCACACGCGUGGGGAAGAAACAGUACCUCAAGCGCCGCUUUGCCCAUAUACGCGCUGUCGACGUGGCCGGUUCGAACAACCGGUUCACGCAAAAGUACUUUGAAGGAAACAACACGGCCACCCAAAGCUUUACACGACUCGGCCUCAGCAUUGACCCGAGUUCCCCCAAAAGCGUCGUGGAGGAGCGCAAAAAAAAGAUAAAGCCUAAUUCACAGCGGAAGCUUGAGGAAGAAAACGAAAUGAAGGCCCAUGAGGAGCAGACCCGACGGGAUCGUAUCGGGCGCCCGGUGAGUGAGCAGGAGGGUAGCACCAUUGCCAACCUACUUCACAAGUACGGCACCGACCUCAAGCGCAUGGCGUUAGAUCCGAAGCUGAAUCCAUUUCAACUCAACGUCCGGCAGCUACAGCGGCAGAUUGUGAAUUACCUCAAAUGGGAGAAGGCGGCUUUCCCGAAGGCCUUCGCGGAGGCUGAGGCGCGAGGGUGGUUUUCUAUCGAGGGCUUUUCCGAUCCAAAGCUGCGUUCCGGGCAGCAGCAGCGUCUUUUAGCUACCCAGAAGCACGAAGAAAAGAACGUCAACAACGAUAAGGAGCCUAAUAAUAACUCAUCACCGUCUGAGAAGAAGGAUGGGAGUGGAACUAAAAAUGCAUCCAUUAAGAAUCCCACAGUUUGCAAAGAUCUGAAGCGUGCUAAGGGUCAAAAAAGCUAA